AAAUAAAAAUUUUCUUACUCUCUUAUUAUUGGUGUAAAAAGUAUUAUUGUUAUGACUUAUGUCAAACUUAGAUAGCAAACCAAACUGCAAAGCAAAAUUAAUUUGUCAAAAUAUUAUAGUUACUCUAUUAAUCUAUCCGCCGUGUAAAAAAUUUGUCUUAGUAUUGUUUUCUGUUUUUCUCCUUGUGCGCUAUUUAUUUUCUUUAUAAAGCUCUAAAUUAGUUCUAAAGUGUUAUUUCGUCUAGAUGUGGGAUUCGUAAAAAUAUCAAGCGCUUGACCUGUGACAUCCGUAAAAUUACCAAGUUGCUAUCAUUGGUGACCAACCCUGAAGUCAAAACGAUAUUGUUCUUAUAAGAAUCAUAUAAGAUGUCUACCUCAUAGUAUCAAAAAAACGGCAGUCGUUGACUUCUUUUCCACUUGAUGGUAAAAUGAGUGAGGAGCAAGAUGAUGGCAGCAAAAAGAGUGCAUCACUUUCUUCUGCUGAGGCAAGCUCUGUGGGAGCAGAGUGUGGAGCCCAUGUCAAUGCUUCAACAAAUAUAUCACAGACUAAUCAGAUGACAGGAGCAGCACCAGAUAAUGCAAAAUGGCAGUGUGAGAUGUGUACUUAUGAGAAUUUCCCACUCUCACGGAAGUGUACUAUGUGCCGAGCACAAAAACCCUCUCUCGGAGAAGAUAUUUUCAAACUGCAGGAUGGUGCCAGUGCUCUACCUAUACAAGAUACUUGUGGUGCUGAAUCAGUAGCUGAAAGAUUGAAACCUCUGCGAAUAUCAUCUCCUCAGGGACAAGCAAGUGCCUCCUCUAUGGCUAAGUGGUCUUGUGGUACUUGUACCUUCGAGAAUUGGCCUCGUUCGCAGAAAUGCGCGAUGUGCGGUGCGACCGCUCCACCUCGAACACAUAGCGACAUACAUGCACCCAGACCUACAGGUAUAAAUGAUAUAUGUAGUCAAAAUUCUUCCAUACAUGAAGUGGAGAAUAACGGUCGUCGCUCGAAACGUAGAAAUAACACGGACUGGAUGUGGUUGCAGGCUUGUUUAGGUGUGGUAGAAGGUGACGCGCGUUGUGUGGAUGCGUACUUAGCGGCAGGUGGAUCACCAGCUCGAGCCUUGACUGCACCGGAAGUUGCACUACUCAAUAGAGCUUCCGCUUUCGACCCGGGACAUACGCUGGUUCACUUGGCUAUUAGAUUUCAAAGGCAAGAGAUAUUAUCAACACUACUGUCUAGAAUAUCGGGUGGUGGACCUGGCUUGAAAAGAUCACCUUCAUAUGUUGCUCCUGAUCUAGCAUCCGCGAUAAGGCGCCAUAUAGCAAGUUGUAUUCGGCAUAAGAAAGGAAAUUUCCCGUGUCGAUAUAUUAAUGAAAUAUGCACAUUUUCCUUACCAGCAGAAAUAGACGAAUUGCCCGCUGCGAUACAAGAGCAGCUAUUCGCUGAAUUAUUAGAUAAAGAUGCACAGCAGACAUUGGAAACGGAUACACCGCUUAUCAAUUGGAGCUGUGAGCUCACAGUUAAUUUAGGGUCGCGUUUGUACGCCCUGUGGAACCGUUCGGCGGGUGAUUGUCUCCCCGACGCGUUGUGUCAAGCCGCGUAUGGCGUGUUUGAUCGCGCUAAUGUGUUGCGGGCAGCAUUGGCUGAUACUCUUCAUCAUGCGCAUAGAAGUUUCUACGCUCGCUGGCAAGCCUGGGAACGCCUUCAAGCAUCCCAGCUACAAUAUGCUCCCGAAGAGUCCCAGCUUCGCGCAGAAUGGAGUCGGUUACUUGCUGCCGCCGCACGACCGGGCACGGCUUUGCAUCAGUUACACGUGUUUGCGCUGGCGCACGUGUUGCGUAGACCGGUUUUAGUCUACGGGGUUGAUGUCGUCAAUUCGUUUCGUGGGGAGGCUUUAGGAUACGCUCGUUUUCAAGGUAUAUAUUUACCAUUGCUAUGGGACGCGGAGUUUUGUUCAAAAUCACCAUUGUGCCUGGGUUACACUCGUGGACAUUUUUCCGCGCUUGUCCCGCUUGAGCCAUACUCGCAUCGGCACGAUUAUAUUUGCCGAGAACAGCAGGAUGAGGAUGGUGAGGAUAUGAUAUUUCUGCCCCUUACUGACUCAGAAGGAAAACUGUUACCCGUCCACUUCCUUACAUGUGAUGAGAUGGCAGACGAAGAAAGCGUAGUCCGUCGUUGGACGUGCGCGUGCGUGACGGAAGGAGGCGUACUCGCGGCAAGACAGCGCGUGCACGCGCGGCCAUUGCUACAGGCGCAGAUGCUAGAAGAGUGGCUUAACCAUUAUAGAAGGCUGGCACAACAAACCCGCGGCCCUUUCCCUCCGCGGCUCCAAACGGCUGAGUUUUCAAGCGACCCAGACACAGAUGAAGAAUAGCUCAUAGACUGUAUGUUGUAUCAUUUAUAUGUUUUUACAAUUAAAUCCUGAAUGAAAUACAUACUUUAAUUUCAUCUAAAAAUAUAUUAAAAAAUCAGAAAAUAAAAAUCCGUUUUUUUGUAUAGUUAAUUACUGAAAAUGUUUAAUAUGUUAUAGUUUACGUGAAACGGAAUUCAAAAAUUAAUUAUAUAUAAAUGAUACAGCAGUUGCCACACUAAUAAUUUAACAAUUUGUUCAAACAGUUCUCUAUCUGCUCGUAUAUAUAUAAAUUUAUAAAUAGCUCGAUUUCGAUAUCCUAGUAUAAGAGACAUUUAUACUAGGAUAUCGAAAUCGAGCUCAAAAUGUAAACAAAAUGUAAAAAGUGUUGCCACAUUUAAUUUUUUGUGUGAUUUAGUUAUGCAAAUUAAAGCCACUAACAAACCAUAAAAAUAACAUUUCAUUUGUCUUUGCUUGGUAUCAUAACUUAAUUUAAGAUUUUAUGACAGUUUGUUUACAUUUUGAUUGCAUCGGAUACAUUGGUCAAUAGUGGUGCUUUCACAUUAAUAAACAUUUAUGUGUUAAAUAUAGUGGGCUAUUUCCUACGUUUAUUUUGUCAAUGAAUUUGUUUUGUUCCAGUUCGUACGUAAAUUAAUAAGCAUACAGCAUGUUAGUAAAUUUAGAAAUAAUUAGUUUUUUGUCUCUGGGAAGCCGAAAAGAGAAUUCUUUAAUAGUCAUAGAUUAUUUAAAUAGUUCAAAAAUGCAAUUAAAUUUAUCGUACAUUUACUAAUUUUUAAUGGCAUUCAGUCUGUAUUAUAUUAACAUCGUUUAACAGCUGUAGCUUAUAUAUCUUCUGCUUACUUGGCAAUAAGGGUUAUCUGACACUUAUUAAAUGUAAAUACUAAAAGCACUUGGUGAUAAUAAUUAUAAUGAAAAAAUAUUGAAACUGAAGUUCUUCCUUCGCACUAGGAGAGAGAAUAAGAAAAUUAAAGAGAAAGUGCAUUGAAACGCUUUGAAUGUUUAGAAUUUUCUAAGAAAAUAUACUUGUGAAUUGGUAAAUCUUAGGAUUUUUCUGGUUGAUAAAUGCUGGGACUUGUAUGAAAUUAAAGAUCCUAUUUGUGAACGUGAAGGGAGAUAUUCGUUUCAAUAAUCAUGUUGAGAACGCUUAAAACACUUUAUUUUUACAGAAUAAAGUUUAUAUGGUAAAGAAAGAGUAAGGAAUGUUGGCCAUAGACAUUUGGCAAUAAUGUUACACGUUUAAGGAUUAUAAACAUCAUGAUAUAGAUAUUUUGCAAAAAAAAAACAAAUUCUACAGUAUUAAUUCAACAAAAUAUCUUUGUAACCUCGUAAUUUUUUAUUUUACCGCCAAAUCGACUUACUCUUCCUAUAUCUGGCAACACUUUGCAACCGCUUUCAUUACUUAGUACAAUAACACUAGUUGGCAAUUAUUGUAAGAAUUUUAAAAAGUUAUUACAAAGAACUACAAAUUGAAAGAUUUGUAUUUAAAUGUAUUUCUCUGAAACUAAUUACCCACUUAUUUUUUACUUACAUAGAUAGUCUGUUAACAUAGAGUAUAUGCAAUAAUUUUAAUAGAUUUCUAGCCGCUUAGAAAGUUCUUAAUUACUUAGAAUAAUAUUUAGAAUAGAAAAACAGUUGCCGUGUCAGUUGUUGCAAAGUGGUAAUUGAUAAUUAAUACGAUUAACAAAUAAAAUACUGUUUUAUCGGAUUAAAGGACAUCGAAGUAUAUAUUUUAUUACAAAACGUAUUUACAAAUUUUCUUUAUGUCAUCUCCAAAGGAUAAACAAAUAUAUAUAUAUGUAUUAUAGUUUUGAUAAAACAGCGUUUUAUGAUUGAUUAAUUUGGGUAAUACCGCUCAAAAUUGUGAAUUCGUAUCAAUUGGGAUGUUUUUCUUUUUGUAAGGUUUUUGGCAAUGUUUAAUUUUUCCUAAUAUGCUUUUUAAUUUUUGUUCUUGAUAUUUAUUCAGAGAAUAUGAAAGCUUGUCAAUUGCAUUCUAAAAUUAUCUUUGAGAAAUUAAUCUCCGAGGCCUUAAAUACAAAAACUUUAGAAAAUUAUAUAGUGUAUUGUCAAUAGUUUGACAAAGUGACUGUGUGAUUAACCUCUUUCAGACAGUCGUGUCUUCUUUAAACCUCUAAAACAAUUCAAAUGUGUUUGUAUUUGAGUACUGAUUUGAUUCUAAAUUGUUUAAACGGAGAGAGUCUAAUAGAUAUUGUACAGAGAGUAUAAGUUAUAUUUAUAGUUUGUAAAUAUAUUGAAAUUGGCUUGCGAUGUAGUUGUAUAAAAAUGUAUAGGGCUCGAUUUUUGUCUUGGGAAUAGAUUGCGUAUUGUAGACUGGUAUUAAGGUUCAGGUUUUAUAUCAAUAAAAAAGCAAAUACAUUAUCAGUAGGGUAUGAAUUUUAUAAAAUUCAACAUUAUUUUCGCUUGAUUGUAUGUCACGAUAAAAAGGCACACACACAAUUUAAGGUUUUCGUGCAUUGCUAACAAUUAUUAUAUUGCUUGGUCGUGGUUUAAUUUGAGAACUUAAAAAAAAUGAAGCAAAUUGCUAAGCAUUUAAUAAAGUUUUUCUAUAUAAUUCUAAUACAGAUUAUGAAUAUAAAUAUUUUGGUAUAUAGUUUACGUGACUAAAUAUAUAAAUUAAACUUAAUUUUCUUGAAAUAUUGUUACUAGUUAAUACGGUAUAGAAAAUAUUAAGUAUUUUUAAAUAUACUUAAUAUUUUUUAAAUGGGACACAAAUUAUAUUGUGCGUCUUAAAAUGUAUGCGAAAUUUAAUACAAAAUACUGUUGUUUAAUAGACUUAUAAAACUUAUAUUUCUAAGAUGGCAAUAAUCAAAGCAAACUUGUUAUUUCUUACAUAGAGGCAAAUGCAUAAGCUAAAUGAAUAUUUUGGCUCUAGGACGAUUAUAUCAUAUUACAUAGGACACCAACCCACACAACGUCUAUGUGGGAUGAUUAUAAAUGGGCCGGCAAAUAUGAAAUUUUCGAAAUAACGGACAGUUGAAAUCUAAACUAUAGUAGUCAAGUGGAAUUUAUGAUACAAUUAAAAUUUCUGAUUAUUAAGGAAUAAUAAAGAAAAGAGAUACAGUCUACAAAACGCACUUUUUAAUCCACAGAGUAUUUAGUUUUUCUUUUGCAGUUGAAUAUAAAUUCACUUAAUAUAUUGUUCCCAAUUAGAUUUUACAAUUUCUCAUCUCAUUAUAGUUGUAUUACUUUUAUAUCAAGUUGUAAAUAGGCUUUUGGGGUUUCUUUUCAAGUGUUGUUUGGGGUUUUUGUUAACAAACGUACAAUUUAAUUUUUAAAUUAUCUAUCUAUAAUACCAGCAGGUUUAAAUCAAUAAAGCACGCAUUUUACGAAGCGUU
Messenger RNA from Pieris napi, 5706 nucleotides. It is a transcript of the gene trbd, whose product is annotated as ubiquitin thioesterase trabid. The record is from RefSeq and is a predicted model, not a curated record. Gene Ontology annotation, cellular component: nucleus; cytoplasm. Gene Ontology annotation, molecular function: cysteine-type deubiquitinase activity; K63-linked polyubiquitin modification-dependent protein binding. Gene Ontology annotation, biological process: cytoskeleton organization; positive regulation of Wnt signaling pathway; protein deubiquitination involved in ubiquitin-dependent protein catabolic process. The coding region runs from base 428 to 2356 and encodes 642 amino acids. NCBI's taxonomy places the organism in Eukaryota, Metazoa, Arthropoda, Insecta, Lepidoptera, Pieridae. The transcript is spliced from 18 exons.